GCAUAUGAUGUAUAUAAAUUCAAUCAAUGAGAGAAAGCUCUCAUUUCGCUUUGGGUAUUCGCCACAUAACAUCAUCAUGUGGGUUCAUUUCGCCCUUUUUCUUCUCGCCGGGACGGCUCUGGCCAAUGCGGCAAUAUGGGAAAAGGGACGUUUGUAUCGCUACCACGUACAAACUCGAGCUAUGACGGGCGCGAAUACGGCAUCUCGACAGUUCUCUGGGCUUCUAACGAAGGGCGACUUGUUACUUUAUAUAGUGGAAGAAGGCACCAUGGUAGUGGAAGUACGCAACAACAAAUAUGCAAGCUUUCACACUGAAAUAGCUUCUUCCUGGGAUGAAGACAUUGAUGAAAAGAAUAGAUUAGAUUACGUCGACAUGCCGUUGUCACAGAAACCCUACAAAGUUAAAUUCAUUAGCGGAAGAAUAUUGGAAAUGUUUGCUAACCCGGGCGUACCUAUGUGGGAAGUGAACAUAGUCAAAGGUAUGUUGAGCCAACUGCAGUACAGUGAGGAUUUAGAACUUAGAAGUCCGCAGGAACUCAUAGUGAUACCUAAGAUGCCUACGAAAAAUGACUACGUAACGUAUACGGUCCGGGAGCAAUCCGUCAGUGGCGAUUGCGAUACUACCUACGACAUAAUACCGUUGACCGAGGAUGUGUCUGAAAAAGUACACCUAGUACCUAUUCCGGAUCUCGAGAACGAUGAAUACAUAGAUGUCAUGAAGAACAAAGACUUCGGUAAUUGCAGUCAGCUGCCGAUGUACCAGUUUGCUGUGACGAGGGGGAAAAGCGAGUUCGACAAAUUUGUUGUGAGAACGGCCAAGACUAAUAUGAUCUUCUCGUAUAAUAAAGAGCAUUAUACCAUUCGGUUGAGCGUAACGAAGAAUAAGAUACAUGUCAGACCCGAGUGUAAGGAUCUCAUGACUACCGACGUCUUGACUAUGUUGAACAUGACUCUGGUUCAAAGGGUUUCUAUCAAACAAUGGCCGGUGAUCCCCACGGAUGUCAAGUCCGUAGGGAACCUAACGUAUAUUUACAGUAACUCGAGUCUGGACGACACAUGGACCGAAUCUGUACUCCGCGAUUUAGAAUUUGAUUCGAAGUCCGGGGAAAGUGACGAACCAGCGAGUGGUACGAGACUUGGCGUCCUGAUAAACAAAACUGACUUGUUAUAUCAAGCUAUUUUGUUGAACCGCAAGAUUGCAGAAGAAAUAAUUACCGAUAAUAUACUGGAGCAAAACACGUUGGAGAAGUUCACGAUCCUGACGGAUGUCCUGCGUCUUCUAAAUGAGACAGAUUUAAAGAAUCUCACGAAUACUCUGUUUCCUUGGGACGUAAGGCAUCAGAAAGAUGAGAUAAGGAUAGUCAAAUGGAAGAUCCUCCAGGAUGCUGUAACGCAGGCUGGGACAGGGCCUGCUUUCUUGACCAUACGCUGGUGGAUCACAUCGAAGAUGGUUACGGACUUCGAAGCGGCGCAGAUCGUUUCUCGACUUCCCAGGACCGUGCGCGCACCCACGAUGAAAUAUAUAGACGCGUUUUAUGAACUUAUCAAGGACCCGAAACUGAAGGACCAGCUGUAUUUGAAUUCCACUGCACCCUUCGCCUUCUCCGAACUAAUCCGCUACGUCAUGGGCGGGUAUUAUAAAGAUCUCUACUUCACGCGUGUGUACGGCAAAUUAAUCACACGUGAAGAUGCAAAAUGGGUGAUCAAUACUUAUAUUCCCUAUCUGUCCAACGAGCUAAAGAAAGCUUACGAGGAGAAGCAUAUCAGCCGAAUACUGACGUAUACUGAAGCUUUGGGUAACCUAGCCCACCCGAAUGUUAUCCUAGUGCUCAAGCCAUAUUUAGAGGGGAAAUAUAACGUAACCACAUUCCAACGAAUGAGAAUGAUCAUGUCGUUAACGACGCUGAGUCAAGUGCAGCCGAACCUCAUCCGACCGAUUGUCUACAGGAUAUUCCAAAACCAGGAGGAGAAUUCCAGAAUACGAGUUGUGGCGGUCGGGAUGUUGCUGAACAGCUACCCAUCUCUGCGCAUAUUGCAGCGUUUGGCGGACAGGACCAAUUACGAGACAUGUCCGUAUGUGAACAGCGCUAUUAAAACCGGCUUAAGGAGUCUCGCUAAUUCACGGCUGCCUCAGUACCGUGAGGUCGCUAAGAACGCGCGUAUCGUAUGGAAGCUGCUGAAUCGGCAUAUUCGAGUCGUUGUCGGACAGGCUUUGAACCACGGUCACGAUUAUACGUCUACGGGGAAGGACUUCUCCACUUGGUUUAACUUGAAUACUCUCGAUGGCAGUAGGUCGAUCAUUCCCGAUUUUCUUAACUUACAAGUGGGACUUAACUCUUCCUCCUUAUCGCCGCCCGAUUUGGAAUUUGGGUACGGCGUAACGGAUUUGACGACGUUAAUGGACACGUUGAAAGAGAUGUUUCUACCAAAUGAUGAGCCCGCAAAGCCAACGACGGUUGACGAAGUAGUUAGCAAUCUCGAUAUCAGAGUCAAUAAAAGUUUGCUAGAGGGAUUAAUCGUCAGCAGAAACCCAUAUGGAGUGUAUCUCCUUCCCUUCGACAAUUACACAGUGCAAAACUUAAUGAACGAGACUUUAAAACUUUACGGAAGACAUCGGGUCGACGAACGUCCGUACUUUCACCUGAACUCAUUAGUAAACUGGGAAGUAUCAUUGUUUUAUCCCAACGAAAUGGGUGUGCCCGUAAGUUAUCACCUGAAGACUCCCGCAUUGGUUUCUCUCAAGAAUGAUGUGCAUAUAAAAGGGGAGACGAAGCCGGUGAAUAUGAAAGUAAGCGCCGAUUUAAAUGUACUGUUGAGCGGAAAAGUCAUAAGCAGAAUCGGCUUUACGGCACCUUUCGAAAAGCAAUAUUACAUUUCCGGUAUUGAUUUUAAUACCCAACUACAUGGGUCAGGAAAUAUCACUGUGAACAUGGAUUGGACCGAGAAAACCUUAAACUUAGAUUACAAACCACUGCCAGGUUUAACGCGUAAUACGGUGCUUCACCACAGCAUCAUUCCAUUUACUGGGAAAACCGAGACCUGCUCUUUUGAACCUAUAUAUGUCGACAAAAACACGCAAAAAGUACAGAUCGGGAAACUCCAGUCACAAGUAACAAAGUUGGGAAAGAUUACCAUCACACAUGUGACCGAUAAUUUCUAUGCUUACAACUACGAGACAUUAGUAAAUGGCAACUUGUACCAACGAUUAAUGAGUUACAUAGCUACCACGAAUUACAAUUACAAAAAGAUAGAUGUGACGGUGGACUCGCUGGAAGACUACAAAUUAUCCGCUUUCCUCAGUUAUAACAGGACAAAUUCGCCCGACAGUUCACAAGAAAGGCCUGAGUUGUUGAACACGCUAACGAGAGAAAUGAGCUAUACAUUUAAAAAGGAGGACAACGUUCCGGCCGUUGUGCAUAAGGUCGAAGUUCAUGCUAAACUGGGGGACAAGAAGGUUCAAUACAAAUGCGAAGGAGGCGUAAUGGAAUUGGAGCCGCUCCUGUACGGCAAAUUGUAUGGUCGAUGCCAUCUUCGUGGUUCGGAUGUGUCGGCGAUUUGCGCCAUAGGAGAGCUAUAUGGCACUCCGUCUGCUUGUCCAACGUUGAAUGUAACGUCCCUGAAAGAGGAUGGAGUGGAUUUAUUAGUACGCUACGGGGAAUCUUGCAGUGACGGGAAGGAUGUUCGUUUGGAAGGGCGUACAGUACAAAGUUUGGAAGUGAUGGAAAAAUUAGCGAAAUCCGAGAAAUACCGGAAGGCCAAGGAAGAGAUGGCAGAAGGCAACUUGGGUUUGACGAACACCCGGGAAGUCUGUGAGUCCAUCGACACGAGGGAUGAUAUAUCAUUGACGGCGAAAAUGGAUCCGGUAGAAUUCGAAAAUAUAUACAACCAGCUUAUUCGACUGCUCGGUAACGUUUUGCUUCCUGGCUGGAAAAUAGGCGUAACUGAGCCGAUAAACGAAUAUUCUUUGAAGACGAGCGAUAUCGGUCUGAAAAUAAAGAAGUUGCCUAAAGAUAUGCUGAACCUCACCGUAUCUACUCCGAAGCUUAUCAUUAACACCAUCUUGGACAAUUCCGAUUUGCCUUCUUUAGAGUUGGUGAAGAAACAAUGCACACUCGGUAGAAAUAAGGUUUUAACUUUCGACGGAUUGGAAUACCCCGUCAAAUUGAGAGGAAUUCCAUAUGUGCUGAUGAUCAGCCCUAGCCUGAAGAAUUACAGUCUGAGCACCAGUCUGAAUUACGAUAUUAUCACCAAAAUUGAGGCUAUGCCGGAGGACACGAACGUAGCUAUUUUGGCUAAAGAAUUGGAAAACGGCCAUAGGCAAUUAAUUAUACUGAAUCGCGAGAAGAUCUUAAUAUUCCAGUUAGCUAGUGUCGGCAGGAAUACAGUAAUUAUGCUAAAUGGAAAGGUUAUUAAAUUCCAAGGAAAUCAUGCCGUCUUGCAGAAUGACAAAAACUCAGUCAUACUAAUUACAAAACUAACGUAUGAGUUAUAUCGAAUUUCUAUGAAGAUAGCUGGAGUCUAUAUUAAUUACGACGGGAGGCGCGUGCAAAUUGAGGCGUCUAAUAUGUAUAACGGACUCGUGCGCGGCUUGUGCGGUAACAAGGACGAUCAUAAGAAGAAUGACUUGCUUACACCGGCAGGAUGCGUUGUGAAGGAAUCCAAAUAUCUCGUCGUCUUGUAUGCCUACGACAAAGAUAACGAGGACGAAGUCGUUAGGCGAGAGAAAGAAGAAGCCAAGCGGGCUAAGUGCGUUAAGUUGGAGAGUUCUCCAGGCGAAGUUGUCACCGGCAAGGUUAAACAAACACACGGCGACCCUUGGUAUAACUUACUAUACGGCGGCCCUGGGUACAACUUACUUACUUUGUGUUCUUUACUGAGAACUGACGUCUUGACGAGGAAAGAAGAUAUCUGCUUCUCCGUUAAACCUCUUCUAAAAUGUUUGCCUGGCUGCAAGUUCGAUCGCAUGGUCACAAAACAAUUGGGAUACCAUUGUAUGCCGAUGAGCGACCAGGCCGUUGAGUUAAAGAAAAGAGUAGUGGCAGGGGCCAAUCCAGACUUCAGUCACAAAUCCAUUUCAUAUUAUAGAGACGUAAAUGUCCCGAAUGUCUGCCACACGACAUAGUACGAUGACGUCAGGAAACGCAAAGGCACAUGGGUUAAUCGAACAGAUUCUACUUUUUAUCUUCCUUUUUUAUGAAACUAGAAACAUGUUACCUUAGUGAUGCACAAUAACUUAAAGCAAUAAAGUUGAGCGUUCUCAACGUGA
This is a messenger RNA of Dinoponera quadriceps, 5266 nucleotides long. It is a transcript of the gene Vg, whose product is annotated as vitellogenin-2-like. The transcript is spliced from 7 exons. Gene Ontology annotation, biological process: lipid transport. Bases 5 to 5122 code for a protein of 1705 amino acids. Lineage: Eukaryota; Metazoa; Arthropoda; Insecta; Hymenoptera; Formicidae. Gene Ontology annotation, molecular function: lipid carrier activity. The record is from RefSeq and is a predicted model, not a curated record.